AUGGGUAAAGGCACCGAUAAACUCUACAUUACACACUCCGAGUGGUCGUCCUCGGACGCCUACUCUCCCAGCGUCGGCGCCGGCGCCGCCUCGUCGCGCAAUGCCAAAACCGGCGUCCCCUUUCGCAAGCUGCCCUUCAACUUUUGCGCCGCGAGCCUGCAGCCCUUCCAGAACCCCGUGUGCACGCCCGACGGCACCAUUUUCGACGUCGAGGUCAUUGGCGCCUGGCUCGAGAAGCACCCGAACCAGAACCCCGUCGACGGCGCGCCGCUGCAGAAGCGCGACCUCAUCCGGCUCAGCUUCGCGCGCAACGCCGCGAGCGACUCGCGCGGCGCGGGCCUCGGCGACGACAAGGGCGACCUCGUCGACCCCGUCACGUACAAGGUCUUUACCGACAACACGCACAUUGUCGCCGUCCGCCACGGGACCUACGCCAACGUCUUCGCAUGGGACACGGUCGAGCGCAUGAACGUCAAGGCCAAGAUGUGGCGGGACCUGCUCGACGACGAGCCCUUUACGCGCGCCGACAUCAUCACGCUGCAGGACCCGCACAAUGCCGCGCGCCGCAGCCUAGACCAGUUCAAGUACCUCCGGGACGGCGCGGGCGCGCAGCGCAGCAAGGACCAGGAGGAGGAGGAGGAGCGCGCCCGCGCCGAGGGCGGCAUCAACGCCGGCGCGCUCGGCAGCAUGGGCGACAAGGUGCUUAGGGCGAGAGCGGCCGUGGACAAGGCGCGCAAAGCCCGCGAGGCCGGCGGCGACGUCAACCGCAGCGCGGGGACGGCACUGGCCAAGACGGGCGCCGCCGGCCCUGUGUCGACCGCCGCGCGGGAGAGCAUGAUCAAGGAGAAGAAGCUGGCGGCCAUGGCGGCGGCGUACACGACGGGACGCGCCGCCGCGAGCUUCACCAGCACCGGCCUCACGCCGGAGACGAGCGGCGCGCGCGCGCUGCUGACGGACGAGGAGUUUAUGCUCAAGCCGAAGCGCGUCACGAGCAAAGGUUACGCCCGGCUCGAGACGAACCUGGGCGACCUGACGAUGGAGCUGCACACGGAUACCGCGCCCAAGGCGGUAUGGAACUUUGUCAAGCUCGCCCAAAAGGGCUACUACAAGGACGUGGCGUUUCACAGGAACAUUCCCAACUUUAUGAUCCAGGGCGGCGAUCCCUCAGGGACGGGGCGCGGCGGCGCGAGUAUCUGGGGAAAGUAUUUCGACGACGAGUUUGACGGUCCGCUGACGCACAAUGCCCGCGGCACAGUCUCCAUGGCCAACAAGGGCAAAAACACAAACUCGAGCCAAUUCUUCAUCGCCUACAAGGCCGUGCCGCACCUCGACCGCAAGCACACCAUCUUUGGCACCGUCGUGUCCGGGCUCGACGUGCUCGCGCAGAUGGAGGACGUGCCGACCGACGGCUCCCAGCGACCGCUGCAUAAAAUCGUCAUUCGCAAUGUCGCCGUUUUUGUUGACCCGUUUGCUGCGUUUCAGGCGCAGCACCAGCAGCAGGAGCGCGACGAGGCCCGCCGGCUGCAAGUCGAGCGCGAGGGCGGCGAGGAGGCUGAUAAGACGACGUGGACGGGCAAGCGCAUUCGUGCGGACGGAUCGGUGGAGGAGGCGGGCGGCGGCGAUGCGGUUGGAAAGUAUCUGAAGACGACGACGACGCCGGCGGCGGCGGCUGUGGACGGGGAUCAAGGGCGGGAGGAGGUGCCGUGGACGGAGCCGGAGCCGCCGCGGAAAAAGAUGCGCGGGACCGGUGGGUUUGGCAACUUCGACGGCUGGUGA
Messenger RNA from Cordyceps militaris CM01, 1776 nucleotides. Its product is annotated as peptidyl-prolyl cis-trans isomerase cyp8. The coding region runs from base 1 to 1776 and encodes 591 amino acids. Gene Ontology annotation, molecular function: peptidyl-prolyl cis-trans isomerase activity; ubiquitin-ubiquitin ligase activity. The record is from RefSeq and is a predicted model, not a curated record. NCBI's taxonomy places the organism in Eukaryota, Fungi, Ascomycota, Sordariomycetes, Hypocreales, Cordycipitaceae. The transcript is spliced from 3 exons. Gene Ontology annotation, biological process: protein polyubiquitination; protein folding; protein peptidyl-prolyl isomerization. Gene Ontology annotation, cellular component: catalytic step 2 spliceosome.